Molecule: messenger RNA, 1144 nt
Organism: Ailuropoda melanoleuca (giant panda)
Lineage: Eukaryota; Metazoa; Chordata; Mammalia; Carnivora; Ursidae
Gene: PLPP4
Product: phospholipid phosphatase 4
Exons: 7
Coding region: 1-777 (258 amino acids)
Biological process (GO): phospholipid metabolic process; phospholipid dephosphorylation
Cellular component (GO): membrane
Molecular function (GO): phosphatidate phosphatase activity
Source: RefSeq, a predicted model, not a curated record
AUGGGCAGUCCUCUGCUUUUAUAUGUAAUGAAUGCGUUCCUGAAAAACCGGGUCCACUCAGACAACAGUCGGAACUUCAGGACUGAUCGGCAACAGCUGCUUCAGGAGUGGGUGCUGUGGUCCUCUCCAGUGCACAGGCAACAGAUGAGCGCUCAAGCCCUCACACGUCUGUCUUUGUUUUGUUUCAGUUUUACAGAGUUUUUGGAUCCGUUCCAGAGAGUCAUCCAGCCAGAAGAGAUCUGGCUCUAUAAAAAUCCUUUGGUGCAAUCAGACAACAUACCUACCCGCCUCAUGUUUGCAAUUUCUUUCCUCACACCCCUGGCUGUUAUUUGUGUGGUGAAAAUUAUCCGGCGAACAGACAAGACUGAAAUUAAGGAAGCCUUCUUAGCGGUGUCCUUGGCUCUUGCUCUGAAUGGAGUCUGCACAAACACUAUUAAGUUAAUAGUGGGAAGACCUCGCCCCGAUUUCUUUUACCGCUGCUUUCCAGAUGGAGUGAUGAACUCAGAAAUGCACUGCACGGGUGACCCCGAUCUGGUGUCCGAGGGCCGCAAAAGCUUCCCCAGCAUCCAUUCCUCCUAUUCUUUUGUCGGUGGAGUCAUUGGCCUCAUUUUUGCAUACAUUUGCUACAGACAGCACUACCCCCCUCUGGCCAACACAGCUUGUCACAAACCCUACGUCAGCCUCCGGGUCCCGACGUCCCUGAAGAAAGACGAGCGGCCCACCGCUGACAGCGCGCCCAGCAUGCCUCUGGAAGGCAUCACCGAAGGCCCCGUAUGACUAGGGUCUCAGGAGGAUGGACGCUGAGCCCAGGGCACGCUCUUCACCCCGGCAUCAUGACGCAAUAGAAGAGGUUUUCUGUAGUGUGUUUCUCAUCAGUUUCUUAAAGUUAUCCUUCUGCUUCCAUUUUGCUCAUGGUAUUCCUGCUACUUUAGAUGUGUCUUUUCAACUCUCUUGAAUUUGCAAAGGAAGGACGCAGGAAGACUCUCCGAGAGACAUAUUGGAAGGAGGCCGCAAGGACAGGGCGGGUGUGACUCGGUCCGUUCCUUUAUCUGAAAUGUUUGCUGUAACAGCCCCCGUCCUGUGUUCUCAUGGUCAUAAAACGUAAUAAUAAAGCCCCCCACCUGGAAGACGGGUGUGGGCCGUC